CCAGUCUAAGAUACUGUAUCUCCGUUAGCUAGGACACGUUUGCCUCAACCGAUCGGCCCUGAACCGCACUCUUGCUCACUGGUGUUAGGCAAACUCCUUUCUUGCAUCUCAAGUUGACUUUUGCCAUUUACCUUGAUACCGUUUCACCUUGGAUCAAUUUGAGAGAGGCUCAGAGGCAGGCUCAGAGGCGUAGCCAUGGCGCCAAAGCGGCAAAUAAAAGGCGGUAGCAUCCAGGAGCUCGUAAACCCAUCAGCAUAUAAGUCAAACCUGCAAGCAUUGGACUUCCUACGGAACUUCGCGGCAGUGAUUGCGGGCAUCGUCGUCGGUAUCUGCGGCGUGGUCGGGUGGCACGGGUUCAUCUACCACUUCGUGUCACAGCUCGCGUGCGCCGGUGCCAUGAUUCUCAAGGGUUGCACCAAGCCGUCGCAAUACUUUGUGUCCUGGAAUACGCUCCUGUUCCACAGCGCCCUGUCCUCCACCACAUUGUUAUCCUUCAUCCUGUUCUGGAUGAUCUUCUACAACUUGUGUCACGUGUUCUGAGUCUCCGGACCCGAGGGCCGGAGGCGGACCCCCGGCUCCUUCACUGGCGAGGGCGCUGCGGGGAGCAGACAAUGCAGAAGCGGCCGGGUGUGCGCAUGGUGGUGCCGGUGGUAGUUCCGGGCGCUGGCGCGAUGGCUGAGAUGUAGUUGCGGGAGUGAGGGGAGGGGGGCGUGUGGUUGACAGGGGGAGCAUGAAUUGUGGCUUUGCAUCAGGGCCGUUCAACCGGAGUAAAGAAGUAACGAUAGAGUUAAUUAUCAACAGUACGGCAGCUGCCGGGCGCUGUCCCCCGGGUGUGGCACCAGGCGUAUCGCCGGCAGGGGCACGCAGUGGGUUUGUUACGUAACCAUCAGCAGGAGACGUGAGGUGGUUGGACAGGACUGGCGCCGCUGCGCUGGCCUACCGGUGGGCGCGUCAGAGGUUCAGCACGCCUCAGCCUGUGUGCGCUCCAGGUGCGGUUCCUGCGAGCUGUCAAGCUGUUUGUACGUUGCGGCCUUGGCUGUGCGCGCACGCAUGGGCGCGCAAUGGUGGUGAUGCAUGUAAACAGACCUAGGGCUGGGAUCAGUGCCACAAUCAUCUGGAGGAGCCCGUGCUCCUCUGCGGCCCUAGGUACGUACCAGCCAGUGGAUGCAGGUGGAUGUGCGAUGGGACAAGGUGGAGGCAGGUUCGCGAAUUUUCGUCGGUUGCAGCUUACUGGCAGACCCCAGCAGAUGACAAACAAUUUGCAACGGCAGUGCAGGACGCGCGGCUGGUCGAACGGCGGAGUUACUGUACCGACAAGUUGCUGGCUGGCUGGAAGGUUGCUGGCUGACGCGCAGCCAGUGGAUGUGCGAUGGGACAGUGGUAAGGCAGGUUGGUAAAGUCCCGUAGUCCCGUCGCUAGACCUGUCCCGUCUGUGUUUGCUUGACCCGAGCAAUGGCUGAGGAUCGCUGUGGCCAGCUGACCGGGGCAAAGCACUGCCGCACCGCAGUAGGGGCUCCAUGGAUGUACAAGCGUGGGCCGGGUCAUGGGAGACUGAGACGUGGGAGACCACGAGUA
Molecule: messenger RNA, 1575 nt
Organism: Chlamydomonas reinhardtii
Lineage: Eukaryota; Viridiplantae; Chlorophyta; Chlorophyceae; Chlamydomonadales; Chlamydomonadaceae
Exons: 5
Coding region: 196-540 (114 amino acids)
Biological process (GO): protein folding in endoplasmic reticulum; autophagosome assembly
Cellular component (GO): EMC complex; endoplasmic reticulum; membrane
Source: RefSeq, a predicted model, not a curated record